Molecule: messenger RNA, 1749 nt
Organism: Dovyalis caffra
Lineage: Eukaryota; Viridiplantae; Streptophyta; Magnoliopsida; Malpighiales; Salicaceae
Source: the annotation of a GenBank genome assembly
AUGACCCAUUUGCACAAACUCCAAAUUCUUAAAAGGGUUACUUCAAAUUUUGUUGGUAGCUGCAGAACCCCAAUACGGCAAUUGGGCUCUUUAUUCUACAUUUUAGAAAACCCUAGGUUCUAUGGGACAAAAGCAAUGGUUCAAACUGAAAAUUUGGAUAGAAAGUUGAUAGAUAAUGAUCAAAGCAUUAGCAAAAUCUCUGAUGGUGCUGGAAGGGAAGCCCAGGCUGCAACUGCAUUGUUGGAGUAUUUGCACUCCACUAGAAGUUUACAGUUUUUGGAUGCAGAGCAUAUGAGUAAAAACUCACCUAUUUUUCUUAAAAAUAUACUUAAGAAGGUUACGGUUGAUGCAGAUAUUAGGCGAUCCAUUGCCCGUUACUUGCGUUAUCACCCUAUAAAUGAAUUUGAGCUUUUCUUUGAGAGUUUGGGUUUAAAACCUCAAGAGUAUAGUUCUCUUCUUCCGCGUGAUCUGAUGUAUUUGAGUGAUGAUGAUUUGCUGCUGGAGAAUUAUCAUGUUUUGUGUAAUUAUGGGAUUGCAAGAAAUAAGAUGGGGAAGAUUUAUAAGGAGGCAACAGAAGUUUUUGGAUAUGAUUAUGGGUUCCUGGCAUUGAAACUUAAAGCUUAUGAGAAGCUGGGGCUUAGCCCUUCUUUUAUAGCCAAGGUGGUUGUCCAUAGCCCUAAUCUUUUGAUUGGAGAUGCAAAUGUAGAAUUUAUCAAGGUAUUGGAGAUAUUGAGGAAAGGGGGACUUGAUUACCGUAUAAUUGAGAAGCUAUUGUCGGAGAAGAGCACUUAUAACUGGAGCCAGUUGCUUGCACUUCUAAACUUGUUUGGUAAGUCAGGUUACAAUGAUGAGCAGCUAGGUGAGCUGAUAAGCCAGAAGCCAUGGAUUCUGCAUGAGGAUUCAGUGGAUAGGAUACUAUUACUAAUUGGGUUCUUGCUCAAAUUUGGAUCCACAAUGAACCAGAUAUGUUCCUUGUUUCAGCAGUUUCCCAAAAUACAAGUUGAAAAAUUUGUUUCCAAUUUGAGGCAUUGCUUUCUUUUCUUGAAUGAGAUCAAUAUGGAGGCAUACGAGAUUGGGAAGCUUCUUUGUUCUCACCCACUAUUUCUAGGUUCAUUUAAAUUGAAAAAAACCAAUAGUUUGCUUUCUCGUUUGAAUGCUGGGAAGAAGCGAAUUUGUGAAGUCAUCCAGGAGAAUCCAGAAAUUAUGAAGAAAUGGGUGAAGGGAUCGAAAAUUGAAUGGUUACCAGACUCAGGUGAGGAACUAAGAUCUCAAAUGCUGAAGACUAAGUUCUUCUUGGACUUGGGAUUUGUUGAGAAAUCAGCUGAAAUGGAAAGAGCACUUAAGGUUUUCCGAGGCAGAGGAGCUGAGCUUCAAGAGAGAUUUGAUUGCAUUGAGAGAGCUGGUUUGGAUAGAAAGGAUGUUUGUGAAAUGAUAAAAGUAUCCCCUCAAAUUCUUAAUCAGAAGAAGGAAGUUAUUGAAAUGAAGAUUGAUUUUCUUGUAAAUGAUUUGGGUUGUCCUGUAUCAUCUUUGGUCAGAUUCCCUUCCUAUCUCUCUUACACAAUGCAAAGAGCUAAGCUUAGGUUAACAAUGUAUAAUUGGCUCAAAGAGCAGGGAAAAGUUAAUCUGACGCUUUCCUUCAGCACUGUAGUUGGUUGCACAGAUAAUGUGUUCCUUAGUCAGUAUGUAAAUCGUCAUCCUAGAGGCCCUGAAAUUUGGGAGGAUUUAAAAAAAGAAAUUUAUUCUGCAUAG